UUGAUUUAUAUGGCAACGAUAAAAACCUAAAGCAAGAAAAUAGGGCCAUUCGCUACCAGUGGAGACCCAACUUAUCUUGAAUGGAUUGUUUAGUUUGCUGUUGCUCAGUUUAUGAUAUCAGGGUUUCUCUUUUUACUCGACCUGCAUCCCUGGUAUCUCAUCUUCCCCCCAUUCGUGUACAUCCAGUGGCUUUGACAACACCUGAUUUUCUUGUUUCCUUUGUUAGAUAUCCACCAGCAGUCCUCAUUUCGUCAAAAUUUUCAUGGCGUUUAUCAUGCGACGCCAUACCCACAAAGCAAUCACAGAUAAACCCACAAAUAGAAGAAACGAGACAGCGCCGCCAUAAUGCCAUGAAACAAUUCUUGCUCAAGGAAUGCUGUUUUUCUUCCUCUCAAAUCACAUUACUGAUAAGCAAAGACCCCAGCCUCUUCAGAAGAAGGUCCACAGACAGGGCCCAUCAGGUACUUCAGUUGCUCAGAGACUCUGGAUUCACUGUAGAGCAGAUAAGGAAAACUAUUAUCAGAAACACAACUGUUCUUAUUCGUUCUGUCGAUGGCCAUUUGAAGCCUAAAAUUGAAUACUUGAAAACAUUAGGGAUGGCUGAAGAAGAUGUGAAUUAUGUCGUCUCCCACCAUCCCAGACUUCUUACUAGCAGAUUAGAUGAAACUAUUGCUCCGAAAAUCUCAUCACUGAUCAAGUUUUUUGGGUCAAAGGAUAACCUAUUUAAGGCCCUCAGGAAGGCACCUGGGAUUGCGUCCUAUGAUGUUAAAGUGUUGAAUAAUAAAUUGAAGGUUUUGGAAAAUACAGGCCUCCUAGAGCAUGAGAUCAAACGAAUUCUUGAAAGGAACCCUCGAUUCCUUUGCUGCUCUGUAGGUAAGAUAGAGAAGAAUAUGGAGUUCUUGACAUGUACUGUAGGGUUAAAACCAAAUGUUGUGGUUAAAUAUCCUCAAUUCUUAGACUUUAGUGUAGAGAAGAGGAUGAGGCCACGGUAUGAGGUGUUUAAGUAUCUAAAUGCAUUGGGAGCUCGCCAUCACCUUACUACCCGUCUGGUUAUAAUUCUGGCAUUAAGUGAGGGGGAAUUCACUCAAAGGUUUCUAUCCGGCAGUCCUGAGGUCAAAAUGUUACAUGAAAAAUACAAGGGCAAGACUGCGGAUGUUGGAGUAACUGAACUUUUACCAACUCACCAAAGAUAAUUUGGAAAUGAACGGUGAUUUGCAAUGUAUCAGGUAGCGUUUUUAAGAGAAGAAAGAUUGUGAUCUGGUAUUUGGGCAUCCAAUCUGUCCACAGUCUAAAAGAGAAUGUCAGAUAAAAGUGAGAUUGUUGAAGAACCACUAGACAGUGAUGAUGACAUCAUUGAAGAUGAAGAACUUGUUCUAUUUUGAAGAAUCCAAUGCUUUGAAGAUAGAAAGAGAUGCAGAAGAGGCUAGAUACACGCUCAAUAGUCUGAGGUUCUAAUCGAUUGCAGAAACUAUACCUCAUUGAGGAUUGGUGUCCAAUAGUUCAAGGGAGAUCUGAAAAUCUAGAAAUUCAACAUCAUACUUUUACGAGGUUGAUGAGACACUUCAUGUGCAAAUGUUGUGCAAUGAUGUUGGGAACUUGGAUGAUAGCUGCAUGACUAUACCAGCAGUUGAGAGCAACUUAAAGAAGUCUUACUGAUCUAUGAACUAUUUUUCAAAGAAUAGCUUCUAUAUAAUUUACUUGUUAUCUUAAUUUAGUAAAAAUACUAAAUAGUGUAAAAGGCAUGUUAGAGGGUUUUUCUUUUUGUCAUGAUCACCACAUUAGUCUCAAUGUUUUCCAAAAUGCCACGCACCUUUUGGGAGGGAAAUCUUUUCUUUACAAAAAGUCAAGUUUUGUUUUUUUUGAAUGCUUGAAGAUUUCCAAUACACGUUGCAAUAGGAGUUAGGGUUUGGAGAGAUGCUAUGUAGUUAGUUGAUCCACUUUGCAGGAUCAUGAAGGAGUAAAACAGGGCACAUAACAUGAGAGGUUCAAAAUUUCUUUUGCUGUUAUGUAGCAUAAAUAAGAGCUCUUCAUUCUUGGUGUAAGAAGAGCAGAUGGUGGAUUUAAUAAGCACCUAGUUAGCAUUAGGCAUGUUAGGGUUUAUUGUUUUGAUGUUGAAAAUAGCAGCAGUUGUUUGUUCCAUUGGUUGCCCAUUGGUUGCCCACGUUGCAAGGGAGUUUAUGGGCAUACAAUGUUCAUGAAUGUUUUUCCACGUUGCAAAACAGAAUGAAAAAAACUUGGCACGUUGAAGGGGGUUUUGGUGUCCAACAUUGAAGAAGUCCAAGGUUUUGUUGUUUGAAACUAAAGAAAGGUCACACCCUUGCUUUCCAAUGUUUGCACACGUCUUAGAUCUUUUAUCUCUGUUAUUACGUUUUGACAGGUCAGGCCAUUUACCUUUCGCCGUGCCAUAUUAGUUUCUCAUCUCCAAACAUCUAAAUAAAGAGAUCCUCUUGAGAUUUUAACUAUUUCUUUAAUGGUGUUAAUGUAAUGUCCCUCCCUCUUUUGGCUUGUCACACCUUGUGAUUUGUGUUGUGUGGUUCAACCUUUAUUUUGUUGUUGGUCGAUUUUGGAUUUGGUU
Molecule: messenger RNA, 2575 nt
Organism: Cryptomeria japonica (Japanese cedar)
Lineage: Eukaryota; Viridiplantae; Streptophyta; Pinopsida; Cupressales; Cupressaceae
Product: transcription termination factor MTEF1, chloroplastic
Exons: 2
Coding region: 81-1193 (370 amino acids)
Biological process (GO): regulation of DNA-templated transcription
Molecular function (GO): double-stranded DNA binding
Source: RefSeq, a predicted model, not a curated record